Molecule: messenger RNA, 997 nt
Organism: Trachemys scripta elegans
Lineage: Eukaryota; Metazoa; Chordata; Testudines; Emydidae
Gene: PRL
Product: prolactin
Exons: 5
Coding region: 1-687 (228 amino acids)
Biological process (GO): positive regulation of receptor signaling pathway via JAK-STAT; response to nutrient levels
Cellular component (GO): extracellular region
Molecular function (GO): hormone activity
Source: RefSeq, a predicted model, not a curated record
AUGGGCGCCGCGCGCAAAGGUUACGCCUGCCUGUGCGCCCUGCUCUGGCUGCUGGGGAAGCCGCCAGGAGCCGUUUUCGUGGCAAUUUGUGCCCGGCAGGGAGACUCGAGCUGCCGCUUCUUGUCCGUGUCUGAUCUUUUCGACCGGGUGAUCCAGCACUCGGACAGACUACACAGCCUCUCCACGGCGCUCUACUUGGACUUGGAAAAAAACUUUCUACCCAAUGGAAACGAGUUGGGCAAAUGGACAGGUAAAUGCCACACCUCCAGGAUGCUAACGCCUAAUGGCAAGGAGUAUGUCCAAAAAAUACCGAGAGAAGAACUAACUCACUUGAUACUGAGACUCUUGCAAGCCUGGAAGGAACCACUUUCCCACUUUGACCAGAAUAUUGGUCAUCAUCAAGAAUUAUCUAGUGACAGCCUGAGCAAAGCAAAGCAAAUCAGCAAUAUGGUGCAUGAGCUGAAGACUGGAAUGGAGAAAGUAACAGAGAAGAUGCAGUCAAUGGGAAUCAUCAGCAAUUCAUUGAAUGGAAUGGGAUCAUCAGAAGCAGCUGGUUUAUCCAUUAGUAAUGAAGCAAAUUUGAUGAGUGACUAUGAGUUUAUUCACUGCUUCAGGAGAGAUUCCAAUAAAGUACAAAGCUACUUAAAAAUUCUUAAAUGUAGGAUUUGGCCAGGAAAUAGUUGUUGAGUUUUAAUCUGUGACAGGCAAUUUUCAGAAUUAAAGCUACAUGUUGUUUGCAAAGAUGGAACAAAAUAAUUUAUAAAGGUUUUAUGACAUUUACAGUAAUAGUAAAUUAUUAACAAAGAAAACUAGUUUUGAAUGGCUUUGCCAAUUAUUUAUUUUACACUGUUAACCUACACAGUUGAAAUAUUACAUAAGGCAUAAUGUGUGUAUGUGGGUUUCACACACCAGGAAGAGUGGAUUUCAGGGGUAGUGCAUAAAUCAGUUUCUGUAUUUACUACAGUAUGUCAAACUGCAAUUUAAAUAGUUCACACAU